GUCAUUGAAGUAUUUAAGCUUGUUCAGUGUUCGCAUCCCUGUUCAUUCAAAACUUCAAAACUUCAAAACCUCAAAACCUCAAAACUUUUUUUUUUGAUCAUUCGAAAGCCAAUGACAACGACAACCGUGAUCUCGACGGAACAACAGGUCUGUCAGGGAGUGAACUGCGACAAGGCAGCGACGCUUCAAUGCCCGACGUGCUUGAAGCUCCAGUUCCCGAACUCGUUCUUUUGUUCGCAGGGAUGUUUUAAAGACAAUUGGGCAACUCAUAAGGCGAUCCAUAAGAUUGCGGCACUUGUCAAUGGUCCUCCUGCAGAGGAAGGGGGUUCUGAUCCCUGGCCUGGCUUCAAGUUCACGGGCUCGAUUCGACCCCACUAUCCAUUGUCACCUCGUCGACUUGUCCCAGAUCAUAUCGCUAGACCCGAUUACGCCGAGACGGGCGUGCCCCUGUCCGAGUACAGCGUCCAAAGAUCCAAUGCGAUCGAGGCCCUCUCUCCUGAGGACAUCGACAAGAUGCGGGUGGUGUGCCAGCUGGCACGCGAGGUGCUCGAUAUCGGACUGGCGGCGAUCAGGGUCGGGGUGACGACGGACGAGAUUGAUAGGAUCGUGCAUGAGGCGACCAUCGAGCGUGGAGCGUAUCCUUCGUCACUGAACUAUAACGGGUUCAAGAAGUCGUGCUGCACAUCUGUGAAUGAGGUGAUUUGUCAUGGGGUCCCGGAUCAACGGAAGUUGAAGGAUGGGGAUAUUGUAAACCUGGAUGUGUCGAUCUAUAAGGAUGGGUUCCAUGCUGAUUUGGAUGACACGGUGCCGGUGGGUAACGUUGAUGAGACGGGGUUGAGGCUGAUCAAGACGACAAGGGAGUGUCUUGACAAAGCCAUUGCCAUGGUCAAGCCAGGCACACUCUACAGAGACAUUGGAAAUGUGAUUGAGAAGCAUGCGACGAGCCAGGGCUUUUCUGUGGUGAAGAGUUUUUUGGCGCAUGGAGUCCAUCGCCAUUUCCACUGUACACCCAACUUCCCGCAUUAUGGGCGUAAUAAGGCCGUGGGGGUGAUGAAGGAGGGCCACGUCUUUACCAUCGAGCCGAUGAUCAACGAGGGCACCUGGAAGGACGUGAUGUGGCCGGACGAUUGGACGGCUGUGACACAGGACGGGAAGCGAUCUGCGCAGUUUGAGGAGACCAUGGUGGUGACCAAGACGGGUGUCGAGAUCCUGACAGCGCGUAGAGGUUAAGUCAGUCUAGAAGGGCGAGUCUAGUCUCAAACCCGAUCUCUCUAGGCUCAAUGUCGACGUGAAACAAUAAACAGUUGACGUGGUGCUGGUCUUAGUGCAGCAGUGGCAGCACCCAUACCGAGCGUCUCUUUUUGUACCCAACG
This is a messenger RNA of Gamsiella multidivaricata, 1373 nucleotides long. RefSeq names its product peptidase M24, structural domain-containing protein. The coding region runs from base 112 to 1230 and encodes 372 amino acids. Gene Ontology annotation, biological process: proteolysis. The transcript is spliced from 4 exons. Lineage: Eukaryota; Fungi; Mortierellomycota; Mortierellomycetes; Mortierellales; Mortierellaceae. Gene Ontology annotation, molecular function: metalloaminopeptidase activity. The record is from RefSeq and is a predicted model, not a curated record.